CUGGCUAUGAGCUGUACUUCCGGACGCUGCUGUCAGACUAUGACACUAAGUAGCCCCGCCCGGAAACUGGACACGGAGACACCGGGAGGUGAGCGGCUCUGCGUCUUCCCAACUUGAUGUGCCGCGGCUAGACGAGGCGGACUGCUCAGGUAGAAAGAAAACAUAUGAUAUAUUUAUAUAGACCUCCACAAGACACCCCCUCACCUCUCAGUAAUGGAGCCUCAGAACACUACAAAGCUUGUGUCUCGCAAGAGACGAAAAGAUAUCCUGGGACCCAAUGGAACAACAGAUGAGGAUUCUGUGCCUACAAAGAUUUCCCGUCAUAUGACAGGGGUGAGUGAACCGGCACCUUUCUCCGAUGAGUUACAGAUUGACUACAGUAAGCCAUACAAGAGAGUAACAAUGGCAGAGGCUAAGAUAGGAACCCCACUUGACAGACCUGUAAGAGUUUAUGCGGAUGGGAUCUUUGACCUGUUUCACUCUGGACAUGCCCGCGCUCUGAUGCAAGCAAAGAGCCUCUUCCCUAACACAUACCUGAUUGUAGGGGUCUGUAGUGACGAGCUGACGCAUAAUCUGAAGGGAUUCACAGUGAUGAAUGAAGCCGAGAGAUAUGAUGCAGUGCAGCAUUGUCGCUACGUGGAUGAGGUGGUGAGGAAUGCACCAUGGACACUGACCCCAGAAUUCCUUGAGGCGCACAGGAUUGACUUUGUUGCACAUGAUGAUAUUCCCUAUUCCUCUGCAGGAAGUGACGAUGUCUACAAGCACAUAAAAGAUGCAGGAAUGUUUGCACCAACCCAGCGGACAGAAGGAAUAUCUACAUCUGACAUCAUCACCAGGAUUGUACGGGAUUAUGAUGUCUAUGCUCGUCGUAACUUACAGCGUGGAUAUACAGCCAAAGAGCUGAAUGUCAGCUUCAUCAAUGAGAAGAAAUAUAACUUGCAGGAACGAGUUGAUAAAGUGAAAAAGAAGGUGAAGGAUGUGGAGGAGAAGUCAAAAGAGUUUGUGCAAAAAGUAGAGGAGAAGAGUAUUGACCUAAUCCAGAAAUGGGAAGAGAAGUCACGAGAAUUCAUUGGCAAUUUCUUGGAGAUGUUUGGCCCAGAAGGAGCCUUGAAACACAUGCUGAAGGAGGGAAAAGGAAGAAUGCUUCAAGCUAUUAGUCCAAGACAGAGCCCCAGCAGCAGUCCAUCCCGGGAACGUUCUCCCUCCCCAUCAUUCCGGUGGCCCUUCUCUGCCAAAAGCUCUCCACCUGCAUCACCGGGCAGACGUUCUCGAUCCGCUGCUGCUGCUUACGACAUCAGUGAGGAUGAGGAGGACUAAAGAUUUAUUCUUUUUUUUCAAUCCUUCCCGCCAGUUGCCGACUCCAUGCCCUCUGACCUCCAGGAAAGCAGCCAAAAGGAGAGGAAAAGGCGGUUCCCAAGAGCUACACUUUGUGGAAGUGCAUAGGACAUGAGCUUCUUUCCUACAAAUCGCUAUAUUAUAUUGUAUUUUUUAAAUGAAGCCAAUCUCUUUUUAAUGAACUAAGUGUCCACAAUAUAUUUCUUUUGUCAUUGAUUUAUUUUUUAUUUUACCGGGAGGUUUUAUCGCAUGGACCGGUGCAUCCUGUUGUAGGCUUUUAGUACUUGAACUCCUUUGCAGAUGUUUUCAGCUGUGAGCUCCCAUAUGACAGGACAGUAAAUAUCACAAAGGAAAAAAGCUUGACCCAUGUGACAUGGAGCCUAUGUCUGUCUGUCUGUCUGUCUGUCUGCCUGUAGAUGUAUCACAAUAUUGGAGACAUUAACUACAAAUUUACUGUUCUGUGGGGGGCAGUGACCGGUGAAAUGCAUUGUAUUAAACAUGAACUCCAUGGAAUUUAGCCAUUUCUCAUUAAAAAGUGCCUGUUGUCGUAAAAAUGUUUUUUUGCAUCUGUUUGGAUUUGCACAUUGCAAAAUUCCGCCCUUCUUUACAUUGAUGAUUGUGCAGAUUUACCAUGUGGCAAACCAAAUAUCACAGAAUCCAGCACUUUGGAGUCACAUUGGGAAGUGAUCAAAAUCGGGCAAAUACAGAACAAAUGAAAGCAAGUAUGGAAAUACUCUAAAAAUCUUAAUUUACCUUUAGUAACAGUACAGAUUCUGCUUGCAUAAAUGGCUUCCAUGCAGAUAUACCACUGUGUUUGUUCAUUAUAGGUUUUGUGUUUUUUUGUUUUUGUUUUUUUCUUUUUCAUGUCUUCUAAUAAUUGUUUUUUGUAAAGGAGUGUACUAUUUUUAUUCUUAUGUUUAAUUUUAAGUAAACUGUUCUAGGAGAUAUAAUCAGAACUGUUUGUAUAGAAAUUAAAAUGCACAUUGCAAUUCGU
Messenger RNA from Bufo bufo (common toad), 2329 nucleotides. It is a transcript of the gene PCYT1A, whose product is annotated as phosphate cytidylyltransferase 1A, choline. Gene Ontology annotation, biological process: CDP-choline pathway. The transcript is spliced from 9 exons. Bases 214 to 1317 code for a protein of 367 amino acids. Gene Ontology annotation, cellular component: endoplasmic reticulum. NCBI's taxonomy places the organism in Eukaryota, Metazoa, Chordata, Amphibia, Anura, Bufonidae. Gene Ontology annotation, molecular function: choline-phosphate cytidylyltransferase activity; phosphatidylcholine binding. The record is from RefSeq and is a predicted model, not a curated record.